This is a messenger RNA of Calliphora vicina (urban bluebottle blowfly), 2054 nucleotides long. RefSeq names its product sterol O-acyltransferase 1. The transcript is spliced from 4 exons. Lineage: Eukaryota; Metazoa; Arthropoda; Insecta; Diptera; Calliphoridae. Gene Ontology annotation, biological process: cholesterol metabolic process. Gene Ontology annotation, cellular component: endoplasmic reticulum membrane. The coding region runs from base 95 to 1876 and encodes 593 amino acids. The record is from RefSeq and is a predicted model, not a curated record.
UAUAAGCAUUUUAAUAAUUUAUAAAAUAAAAAUUAUAAUAAAAUAAAAGAAUUGAACAAAAACUAAACUUUUAUUAAAUUAAUAUCAACAUAAUAUGGUUGAAAAAAGACCGGAUAGAAAAAUUAACUCUCCAGAGAAAUGUGCUCAAAGUGAAUCAUCCACAAUGCUAAACGAUCAAACAAUUGAAUUAAAUUUUGUGCGCAACAGAUUGGAAACAUUUCAAGCCACAGUAUUGCGUGACGUUCAGAAACGUAUGUCGGGCAUGAUAGACGAGGUCAUGCAAGAACUUCGACAACAUGAACUGCAAACAAAUGAAUUUCGUAAUUUUGCAACGCCACAAAUGCCACACAACAGCCACAACAAGUCAAGCACCUGGAGUAAUCGCAUCAGAACUGCCACUGAUACUCCAAAGACGGGAAAUAACAGCCGCAAAGAUGUUACAGAUAUGGCAGAUCAAAGUGAUUCAGAUACAAAUAAAAGAUUAACUCAUAAUUUAAAUAGCGAUGUAUCCGAUAGUAGUGCAGAGUCCAAGAGGGCCAAGCUAAAGAAACAUUAUGCACUGCCCGAUAAGGUAUUUGUCAUGCGUGAAUCGUUUUUGACUGCCCUGUUGGAGGUGGAUCAUAUGAAGACAAUUUAUCAUAUAUUUUAUAUAAUAUUUUUGGUCUUUUUACUGAACAAUAUCAGUUAUGAGUAUUUGGUUAAAGGAAGCGUAAGCUUUGGUCUGGGUACCUUCAAAACAGGCUUUGAAAAGAUUGAUCAAGUUGCUGGUAUAUGGAUGCUGCAACAUCUUGUUGUAUUCAGUGUUUACUUUUCCCUCAAAGGCUGGGGCAAUGUCAGAACGAAAUUAGCUAAACACAAAACCCUACAACAUAUAUGGUCCAUUUCUUGCCUCCUCAUCUAUAUCGCCAGCCAAUUAGUAUUUGCCUAUGUGCCCUCUAGAAUAUGUCUUCACUUAAAUCUGCCAUUUGUUACGGCUUCCGUUUUGAUGCUGGAAACUGUAAGAUUAUUAAUGAAAAUGCAUUCCUUCGUUAGAAGCAUAACGCCUCGAGUUCUAAAGGGAAAAUUAAAAGCUGAAGAGCAGUCUGGCUCUGAAAUUAAUUUUCCCUCAUUCAACAAGUAUUUGUAUUAUUUAUUUGCCCCUACUCUAUUGUAUCGAGAUGAGUAUCCACGCACAUCUACGAUAAGAUGGAAAUUUGCUUUAGCCCGUUUCUUAGAAGUGGUAGCGGUGGCCUUCAUGUACAGCUAUAUUCACGAACGUCACAUCUGGCAUCAUUUUGGUAAUUUUGGUGUGGAGCAAUUGAAUGCUGCCUCCAUAACCAUUAAAUUAUUUGGCAUGUUAAUGCCUUGUAUUAUAAUAUUUUUGGCCGGUUUCUAUAUGCUCCUACAUGCUUGGCUUAAUUUCACCGCUGAAGUGUUGCGUUUUGGCGAUCGUAUGUUUUACAAGGAUUGGUGGACAGCCAGCAAUUAUGAGGCCUACUAUCGCAAUUGGAAUGUGGUGGUGCAUGACUGGCUAUAUGAAUAUAUCUACAAGGAUUUCUACAAUUACAUCUUUAAGGGUUCUAAAGGUCUUUCAUCUCUAACGGUCUUCAUAAUAUCCGCCCUCUUCCACGAAUAUGUUUUGGGUUAUGCUUUGCAAGUGGUUUUCCCUGUAAUGUUUGUGUUCUUUGGGGUAAUAGGUGUGGCCAUGAUAUUUUUAACACGUUAUACUCCCAAGAAUUUGGGCAACAUUUUCCUGUGGUUCAGUUUAAUCUAUGGCAAUUGUAUGAUGAUUUCCUUGUAUAGCAUGGAAUAUUAUACGCGAUUUAAUUGCCCGAAGGAGUUUAAUAGUUGGUCUGAUUAUUUAGUGCCCCAUUUAUGGAGCUGUUAUUUUAAGUGAAUAAGAUAAAACGACAUUUAUUUUUUAAAUAUUUUAAGUUGGUUGUGAUAGUUUAUAUUGUUUAAGCAGUAUAAUAAUUACUUAUUAAAUUGUAGUAGUUUUUAAGUUAUACUUUUUUAUAAAAUUUUAUUUAAAUGUGCCAUUAAGUUAAAAUCGAAUAAAGUUUUUUGAUGCUAAA